AUGUUAGAUAAAAUAAGCACUCUAAAAUGGUCUCAUCUAUCAUUGUUGCUGUUAUUGGGAUCUUUGAUUAACGCACAGGAAGUAAAUCCUCAGAUGAAUAAUUCCACUACUAGUUUCCAAACAUCAGCAUCAGAUUCAUCGGCAAUAAGUUCUGUCUCUUCGUCUCACCUGGAAAGUUCGACAAGUGCAAUUUCAAGUAGGACUUCCAGCUCAAUCUCUAGCGUUGUCUCUUCAAUGCCCAGAUUUGUUUCGUCCUCCUCAUCCUCGAGAAGAACAUCCGUUGCAUCAGUAUCCUUCACAUCCUUUGCAUCUUCCUUCAAUAGAAAUUCAUCAACAUCAUCAUCAUCAUCCAGAUCCUCUGCCAGCUCGACGAGGUCUUCCUCCUCAUCUUCCUCAUCUUCAUCUUCCAGAAGAACAUCACACUCGAGCUCGUCGACACCAUCGUCCAUUACAAGCUCCUCUACUUCAUCAACCGAUACAUCUACAAGCAUCCCGGCCGAUAGAAGGACAGUAACUUCCGUGAUCCACGGCAAGACAAUCCUGUCAAACCAUUACACAACAAUCACCUACGAACCAUCAAACUCGGCAGGACUAUCAAAUAAGAACACGUCACAUCAUGGACUCUCCAAGAAAAAUCGUAACAUUGUCAUUGGUUGCGUGGUCGGUAUUGGUGUCCCCUUAAUCAUUGCCAUCUUAGUGGUCAUAUACAUGUUUUGCAUACGACCAAAGAAGACAGAUUUUAUUGAUUCUAAUGGGAAUGUCGUUACAGCCUAUAGGAAAAAUAAAUUUACAAACUUUUGGUACAGUAUCAUGGGAAAACCUAUCAAUCCAGAUGAAUAUGAAUCCAAUUCUCCCCUUGGGAGUGGGAAUUCAGAUUUGGAGAAUGAAAUCCAUGAUGAUGAUUCCAAUCCAAAUGGCGUAAAUAGAACGGGGACGGUAAGAAGUGAUAGGAAUGGUGGCAGUGGUCUUGCUACUACUGACUUCAGUGGUCAUUCCAACGAUUUGAUCCUAGAAGAGGAAAAGUUUUAUGACGAAGAUGGGAACGAACUGAAUGCAAGAAAUUAUUAG
Messenger RNA from Naumovozyma castellii, 1068 nucleotides. RefSeq names its product Mid2p (gene MID2). The record is from RefSeq and is a predicted model, not a curated record. The transcript has a single exon. Lineage: Eukaryota; Fungi; Ascomycota; Saccharomycetes; Saccharomycetales; Saccharomycetaceae. Bases 1 to 1068 code for a protein of 355 amino acids.